Molecule: messenger RNA, 1320 nt
Organism: Ochotona curzoniae (black-lipped pika)
Lineage: Eukaryota; Metazoa; Chordata; Mammalia; Lagomorpha; Ochotonidae
Product: zinc finger protein 248-like
Exons: 4
Coding region: 893-1237 (114 amino acids)
Biological process (GO): regulation of DNA-templated transcription
Source: RefSeq, a predicted model, not a curated record
GUAUGCCACCCACUGUGUUCCAGGCACAAUAGCAGGAUACUGUGUUGAAAGUGUUGAAUAGCCAGUAGACUUAAACAAGGCAAUUGGGUAUCAGAUGUGAUCUAUCCCAAGCAGCAGCCCAACCUCCUGUAUCAUGACAUUCAAUCCUCUAAGUCCGAUGGUUUUCUCCAGCUGUUGCUAUAAUAUAACUAUUUAAUGAGGUAAAGUAAAAAUACAUUUCAAAAUAUAUUACUAUCAGAUUUAUGGAUGUCCUCUGGGCUAAGACAAAUAGCAUGGCAAAGUCAAGUGUCACUGACGGUUUAAGGACUGGGAAAUGUCAUUGAAGUCAUUUUUCCUGUAUAAGUGCAGAUAAAAUUACUCUAAUUGAAAAAUAUCAGCCUUCAACAGAGUUUUUAGUAUUAACAGCAAUAAAUGUUCUAAUUGGAAGUCCUUAUAUGGAGUCCUAUGCAACUCAUCUGUAGAAAUAGACAAAUACUGAAUACCCUGAAUUAUUUUUGCAUAUCAUAAAUUUUAGUGACAAUGUGUUUUGUUACGGUAUGUUGUAAUUUGAACAAUAGUUGCUGAAAAAAAUAAGUUCAUGCUUUGCAGUAAUAUUUUUUAUUUUUAAGUAAGUAUGAAAUGUUUGCUUUAACCUAGUAAUAACUUGAGUUUAAUCACUGCCAAUUAUUGAACUUGUUUAUGCUGUUUCUGGGAAACCUUCGUGGCACUUGGCAUCUGUAAUACACUAUUCUGCCCAGGGAAGUUGAUUGUCUUUGUUUCUCUAGCCGUUGUGUCUGGUUCCUGUCUUGACAUCACUUACACAAUAGGAAAUAAUAAGGAAACUUGGGAAAGCAAAACCAAUCCAUAACUCCUUCUCCACCUUUUCUUCCAGGUGAAUCCCUGAACCCACUACAUGCUUCCAAGUCUAGAGAACAAAAACACACUUUCAGUGUUGGUGUCAUUUGAAGAUGUGGCUGUGGACAUUACUCAGGAUGAAUGGCAGAUCAUGGACAAUACUCAGAGGACCCUGUACAGGGAUGUGAUGCUUGAGACCUAUAGCAAUCUGUUGUCCGUGGGGUACUACAUAACAAAACCUGAUGUGAUCUUCAAGUUGGAACAAAAAUCAGUACCAUGGACUGUGGAAAAAUCUGUAAACCAGCAACUUCCAGAUCCUUACAGAAAGAAUGAGCUGCUUAGAACCAAACAGGAAAAUCAAGAAACCACUUUCAGGCAAGUUGUAAUCACAAAAGUUGUAUAACUUCAAAAAGAGCUGCAUUGCCAAAGAUGAUUAAUUUAAGCUCUGGCCAUAAUUGAAACAUGCUAUGUGAAGGAAAUUGUAUA